GAGGUUAGUUUGCAGGUAAAUGUUGGACAACUCAAUUAUUUCAUCGUGGAGUGAAGAGAAAAAAAUAAAGGAGAAAGUUUUUCAAUUUUAGUAGCUUUCCUGACAAUAAAAUUCACAGAAAAGUGCUUAUAUCUCACAACUAGGACGUUGGAAUUGUGCUGGUGGUGUAGCCUUUGCAAUUAAUCGCAUUUCUGCUGGCAUUUUAAUCCCCAGAGGAGGAACUAAUUUUUUUUCGCCUGUGUGCUGUGUGUGCGUAGUAAAAGGUAGCAAGAAUGCCAGGUGAGAAUGAGGAGCAGCAACGGCAGCAGCCCCCGCGUGGAACGGAUGCCCUCCUGGCGCAUAUAACGCAACAUAAAUUGGAUGUUGCUCUGUGGGCAACACGAGUGCUCACCAUUUUCUUUGCAUUCGGCUACCUGAUCCCCAUUUUUGGGAAUGCUCAGAGCUCAUACUACAGGGUUCUCCUUGCAAAUGCCGCCACCUCGGCCCUACGCCUCCAUCAACGGUUGCCACGCGUUUCCUUCUCGCGGGAAUUCCUGUCGCAACUUCUGCUGGAGGACUCAUGCCACUACCUCUUCUUCUCGCUCAUCUUCCUAUAUGUGAGCCCUGUGAUCCUCAUUCUCCUGCCGGUUGUUCUCUUUGCAGUAUUACAUUCCGCCAGCUACUCUCUUACACUCCUCGAUACUCUUGGACAGAAUUCGUGGUGGGGUGCUAGGUUGUUGAUCUCAAUAGUUGAAUUUCAAACACGCAACAUCCUUCGAUUAGCCGCCUUCACGGAGGUUAUCCUCAUGCCAUUCAGCAUUGUUCUUGUUCUCUUGGGUAAAGCUGGUCUCAUGACACCCUUAAUCUACUAUCACUUCAUUACAAUGCGCUACACAUCUCGUCGUAAUCCCUAUACGAGAAAUAUUUUCUACGAAUGCCGCUUAGCAGCUGAAAUGAUCGCCAAUAACCCAUCAAUGCCGGCAAUUGUGACAAAAAUCAUCCGAGCUGGUAUUAGCUUCAUUUCUCGCCUUGCACCACCAAUUCAGCAAGCGCCGCAGCAAUAAAAAAAAUCUUCCCGGUUUGGGUAAAACUACUACUACUAAAAAAAAGAACAUGAGAAGUUAGUUAGGCUACUCGUAAAAGUUGUUGGUUUAUUUUUUACUCUAUCCAAACUUAUUGCAUUGUUAGUUUUUUUUCUUCUUCAUUUGGUUAGGGAAUGUCCAAAAAACAAUUGUACAUUACGUUUAUUAGUUUUUUUUUCUUGUCAUAAUUAAUCGUAUUUCACAUGACUUUUCAUAUCAUAUUUCGCUGCUAACACGGGAGCGAAGGAAUAAUAAUUAAAAAAAAAAGAUUAACAUUUCAUAAAGACAACAUUUAAAUAGGACAAGUUUGUAAUUUUUCUGUACAAAUAAACAAAAAUCACCACACAAUAAAGAAGUGACGGAAA
This is a messenger RNA of Lutzomyia longipalpis, 1426 nucleotides long. It is a transcript of the gene Kr-h2, whose product is annotated as Krueppel homolog 2. Gene Ontology annotation, biological process: endoplasmic reticulum tubular network organization; membrane organization. Bases 273 to 1043 code for a protein of 256 amino acids. The record is from RefSeq and is a predicted model, not a curated record. The transcript is spliced from 5 exons. NCBI's taxonomy places the organism in Eukaryota, Metazoa, Arthropoda, Insecta, Diptera, Psychodidae. Gene Ontology annotation, cellular component: endoplasmic reticulum; membrane.